UCACGUCGUCAUCUUGUGAACUGCGCCGCUUCACAGCCCAUCUUAACCGACGGAUGUAUCAAAAUAUUCGACGGAUAAAAGUGCACGGUAUUUGACAUAUCUUAAUAGAAUAAGGGUCGGGGGUUUAAUUGUGAUUAUAAGGUUAAAUGGUCCAUAUAACCAUGCGCCACCACAGUAAGCGAGCUAGCUAGCUCGGUCUGUGUUAGCAUUAGCAUUGUUAGCAUUUAGCAUUGUUUAGCAUCCAGGCCCCGGUUCAAUGUGAGCACAAAGGCUGUGCUCCAUCUUCUCUUCAGAGCAAUGUUUCCUUCCUGGGGAAAUUACGGUGCACCGCCAUCGCAGAACUAUGGAGGGCCUGGACCUCGGAAAAUGCCUGGUGGAGGGCACGUUGGUCCCCAGGCGGGAUACGGCGGCCUACAGGCCCCGCAAGGUGGCUCUCUCUUCUCCAGCCUGCAGGAGCAGCACCUCCAGCAGAUGCAGCAGCUGCAGAUGCUCCACCAGAAGCAGCUCCAGACGGUGCUGCACCACGGCAAUGCGGCUCCACCUUACGGCGGAGGACACCCGGACGGGUUUCCGGCACCACCGUCGUGGCAAUCAACAGAACCGGGCCACUUGGACGGCGAUGGGGGGACCCAGCUUCAAUUAAAAGGCGGGGGCGCGUUACCGACACCACCCGACCUGUCGAAGCCGCCGCAAACUGAGUCUCAGCCGGCUCCCCCUCCAUCCGAGCCCCCAUCAUCGAAACUUCUCGAUUCCGAUGCUGCUCUUAAGGUUAACGAUGGGAAAACGCAGGAAGAAGACAAAUCGUCUUUGCAGAACCAGCAGCAACUUUGGUACCAGCAACAUCUUCAGAACCUGCACAAGUUAAGGCAAGAGAAACAGAACCAAAAAGAUGCCAACUUUGCUAUGGCGCAGACAGCGCCACCCAAUUGCCAAGGCAAACAGCCUCCACCUCCACCAGAAACAACAAUGGGUGCACCGCCUCCGCCCCCUCCUAAGGAGGAGCCCCCAGCACCACCUCCACCUCCAGAGCCGGAGUCAAAGAAAGACUCAGAAGAGAAUGUCCGUCUCCAGCAGUUACAGGCUGCAGCGGCUCAAUGGCAGCAGGUUCAGCAACAGAGAGUAAGCUUACAUUACCAGGCUCUUAUGCAACAGCAUGAGAGUCUUCAGAAGAUACUAGAAAAGUAUCAGCAGCUAAUUCAGCAACCUCCAAACCUACAGACAAUGUCAAAUGAAAUGCAGCUGAGGCAUUAUGAAAUACAAAAGCAGCAAUUCACUCCUCUUUACCAAGACUGGGAAAAUUCCUUCAGGUUGUGGUUUGAGCAGUUCCAAACAUAUCCCCACAAAGACCAACUGCAUGACUAUGAGCACCAGUGGAAGCAGUGGCAGGAUCAGAUGAAUGCCACCAAUGGCCACCUUUUAGAGAGGAUCGCAACUCUCACUGCAAUGGUGCCGUAUGCUGCAAGCCAAUAUAAUAAUGUCGUUAUGGGGCAAUAUGGAGCAUACCCUGGACAGGACAUGCAAAUGCCGCCACCACCAGUAAAUGCAGGUAUGCAGUCGACCGCGGUUUCUGCCGGUCCCACACCCCAAGGGCAGCCGCCCACACCAGCUAUCGCACCACAACAUGCAGGCGGGCCCCCUCCUGGAGUCAGACCCACAGGUCAUCCAAAUAUUCCACCGCCAAACUUCAACAACAUGGGGAGUCCAUGUGUAAACACCCCUGCUUUCAAUCAGGCACACAUGCCAUUUGAUGGAAAGCCGAGAUUUGAUCAACCCACACAACGUUUUGACCGCCCCCCUCCAUUGACUCAACUUCAACCCACACAGCAAUUUGAUGGUCCCCCUCGCUUUGAUCAACCACAUCAGCGUUUUGAUGGUCCGCCUCGCUUUAACCAACCAGUGUCACGCUUUGAGGGUCCUCCCCAAUUUGACCAUGCCGGUCAGAAUUUUGAUAAUCCCCCAAGAUUUGACCAUCCACUAAGAAAUAACACACCCCGAUUUGGUAGGCAGUCUAGAUUUGAUCAGCCCCCAAAACAGACUGGCCCAACAGUGCCCCCACAAAAACAACCGGAAACUCUGACUCAAGGAGAGCAAAUUCCCAAACCACCUCUCAAUGUGGCUUCUUCAUUACAACCUAUCAAGAAGUCUGAGUCUGAUCAACAGAAGAGAAAAUCUAAAUUUAUUACUGCGAAAGAUACGACGGAUGAUAUGGUUCAAAGUGAUGGAUUUUUUAUCCCCACUGAUCCAAUACCGCAAACCAAGUUUCCAGACAAAAUUGAUGAUUCUGAAAAUACUUCUAAUAUCAAAAAGCCCAAACCUUUAGACACUAAGUCUACUAACCUUGAAUCCAAACAAACCAAUGUACCAGAUGGACCGUUGAAAAAUGGCAACAACCCCACAGUGGCACCAGAGAAAAGACAGGAGACACCACCAUCCAAAACAGGACCUGCAAGGCCUCCCCUGGGUAAAGUCCCUGUCCAAGGUGCGGGACGAGGUCAUCCCCCGGUGUCUGUCCAAAAUGCGGGACGGGGUCAGCCCCCGGUGUCUGUCCAAGGUGUGGGACGAGGUCAGCCCCCAGUGUCUGUCCAAGGUGCAGGCCGAGGUCAACCACCAGUGUCUGUCCAGGGUGCAGGACGAGGUCAGCCCCCAGUGUCUGUCCAGGGUGCAGGACGAGGUCAGCCCCCAGUGUCUGUCCAAGGUGCAGGACGAGGUCAUCCCCCGGUGUCUGUCCAAGGUAGAGGACGAGGUCAUCCCCCGAUGUCUGUCCAAGGUAGAGGACGGGGUAAUGAGCAGAGUGGGCAUGAAGACUUCAGAGGACAUAGCAUUGUACCCCCUAAAGGGCAGAUUAAUGAAGUGUCUCAAGAUUUUAUGCCACACGAGGAAGAAGAAUUUGUGCAGGAGCAACAAGACUACCAAUGGCAGGAUCCUUCAUUUGAGGAGUUUGGUGGUGAGGUGUCUGAGGCACCUGAUGAGGAAAUGUGGAUGCCUGAGGAUCAUCACUUCCAAACAGAAGAGGAAUAUUAUGAAGAACCAAUGCAAGGACAUCCUAUGGGAAGAGGGGGGUUCUCGAUGAUAAGAGGACGUCCCCCUAUGGGCCGAGGAUGUGGCCCCAUGGGUCGAGGGGGUCUUCUUUUAGGCCGAGGAGGACCACCAAUAGGCCGAGGAGGACCACCAAUGGGCCGAGGAGGACCUCCAAUGGGCAGAGGUGGGCUGCCUAUGGGUAGAGGAACUCCCCCCAUGGGACGUGAAGGUCCACCCAUGGGACGUGGAGGUCCACCCAUGGGACGUGGAGGUCCACCCAUGGGACGCGGCGGUCCACCCAUGGGGCGCGGAGGUCCACCCAUGGGGCGCGGAGGUCCACCCAUGGGACGCGGCGGUCCCCCCAUGGGACGCGGCGGUCCCCCCAUGGGCCGAGGGUUCCCCCCCAUGGGCCGAGGGUUUCCCCCCAUGGGCCGAGGGGGCCCCUCCAUGGGACGAGGAGGUCCACCCUUGGGAGGGGGAGAACAAAUGGACAGUCAAUGGGAAGAAACCGAGACAGACGAGUACUACGAAGAAGAAGAGGCUUACUGGGAAGAGGGUAGACCUCCAAUUAGAGGAAUGAGACCCCCAUUUCCACCUGGCCGUGGUCGUCCUGGGUUCAUGCAUCGGGGACGAGGGCCACCGUCUCAUUUAGCACACGGCCCAAUGGAUGAGGAGUCAUUCGGUCAUGACACUGAUGAUAUGGAAAUAGAUCCAUCAGAACAUUACAUGAAUGACCCUCAUAACUUCCCAAUGCACCCAGGUGGAGGAAGAGGCAGACUGCCUCCACCACCCCAUGAAGCAAUAGGUCCUGACGGGGAAUCAUUUUAUAAUGAAGAAAUUGAGGGUGAACAGGAUUGGCUGUCACCCCAUGGGAGACCUCUAAUGUCGCAUGAAGUCAUGGAAAGGGGUGGAAUGAGGAGAAGGCCGAUGGGACGUGGUAUGGCAAGAGGUAUGAUGCGGUCAGGUUCUUCACAUGAACAUGAAGAGGGAUACAGUGAGGUUUAUGUUGAGGACUAUGGUCAUGGAGAAGAUCGCUGGCGGCCACCGCAUCCUGAUGAAACUCAACAUGAGGCCAGGUUCUUUGACUCUAAAUGGGACCGAGAGCGACCCUCACCGGAACAGGACUUUCCGCAACACUUGCCUCCAUCGGAGCGCUUCAGGGAAGAUCGUUGGCCGGAUGACAGAGAGAGAGGUCCUCAAUAUCCAUAUGAUGAUGAAUACGACAGAAGUAGAGGCGACAUUAGAAUCCACGACUUCUCGAACGAGCCUCCGAAAGACUUAUCACAGCUUCCUCCAGAAUGGGAUCGGCCUUCAAGACUUCACCCACCAUCAGAAAGAAUGUAUCCCUCUUAUGGGGAUCACAGGGACCAACCUCCUUUGGACAGGCCUCCACACCAUGAACCUGUUCAAAACUUGCCAGAAAGCGCUAUUGAUUUAGCAGCACAAGGAGCAGGCGGAGGAAACGUGCUUGCUCUUUCUCAGCGGCAACAUGAAAUCAUCUUGAAAGCAGCUCAAGAACUUAAACGCAUAAGGGAACUCCAGGAGGGCAAGCCUGUUGAUGUUGAAUCUCAGCCUGCACCAACUAACACAUUACCUGAGCUCCCCGCUGGGCUCCUUGGUUUGGAGAUCCCACCAGAAGUCAGAAAUGCUCUAAAGGGCAUGACUGCAGCUGCUCAGACAACUUCAUCUUGGGAUACUAAUCCUGCUGGACCUGCAGUAAUUCCAAAGACUGUGGAAUACGGGCACGGACACGAGCUCAGUGGCACUGUUGAGCGGAUAGCUUACGGCGAGAGAAUUGUAUUGAGGCCUGACCCAGACAGGGGAUAUGAAAAAGAGCCUCUCCGAGAUCCUUAUGGCAGGGAUCCAUACUAUGACAGACGCUCGGACCCUUACAUGGACCGCCGUGAGUACAGCCGAGAAAGAGAGCUCUACAGAGAAAAACCUCCACCUGAAUAUGAAAGAGAAAGAGAAAGAUUUGGGAGGGAACGCUAUCCACCAAGAGAGCGAGAUGGAAGAUCUCCACUGGCACCACAUCUUCGUCCAGGAUACAGAGAGCGAGACCGUGACUUUCACGAGAGAGACAGAAGUGGAAGCCGUGAUCGAGAAGACCCUUUUGGCAGGCCCAGUUAUGAUAGACCUCCCUAUGAGCGCUCUACCCUCGACUGUGGGCCUGAACGCUAUAACCAUGGUUCUUCACCAUUCGACAGAAGAGGUUACCCAGAGGAUAGAGGGCCCCCAACAGCACCACUUGCACCCCCACCUCAACCACCGCCACAAGUCGAAAAGAAGCCUGAAAUUAAGAACGUGGAUGAUAUUCUUAAACAACCUGGAAGGAAAUCCAGGCCAGAGAGGAUUGUCAUCAUUAUGAGAGGGCUUCCUGGCAGCGGAAAGAGCCAUGUCGCAAAGCUCAUACGGGACAAGGAGGUGGACUGUGGCGGCGCCCCACCGAGAGUUCUGGUUUUAGACGACUAUUUCAUGAGCGAGGUUGAAAAAGUCGAGAAAGACCCAGACACGGGGAGGAGGGUCAAAAGAAAGGUCCUCGAGUACGAGUAUGAGCCGGAAAUGGAGGAUACCUACCGAAGCAACAUGCUAAAGACUUUCAAGAAAACUCUGGAUGACGGCUUUUUCCCUUUCAUCAUAAUAGAUACUAUUAAUGACAGGGUUAACCAUUUUGAUCAGUUCUGGAGCGCUGCUAAAACAAAAGGUUUUGAGGUUUAUAUUGCUGAAAUAACUGCUGACACCCACACAUGUGCAAAGAGAAAUGCCCACGGACGCUCACUUAAGGACAUAACCAAGAUAUCCAACAACUGGGAGUCCACGCCACGUCACAUGGUCCGCUUGGAUGUCCGAUCCCUGCUACAGGAUGCUGCUAUAGAGGAGGUGGAAAUGGAGGACUUUAAUCCUGAGGAUGAGCCAAAAGAAGCUAAGAGAGAGGAGGAAGAAGAGGGUGACCUGGGCUACAUUCCAAAAAGCAAAUGGGAGAUGGACACAUCAGAGGCAAAACUCGACAAGCUGGAUGGUCUGAGGGGCAGCGGGAAGAGGAAGCGUGGAAGCGAGCACAUGGCAGGCAUGGGGGACUAUCUUCAGCUGCCAGAUGACUACGCCACCCGCAAGUCUCAGCCAGGAAAGAAAAGGGUGCGAUGGGCUGACCUAGAAGAGCAAAAGGACGCCGAUCGAAAACGUGCUAUCGGCUUUGUGGUGGGCCAAACGGACUGGGACAAAAUUACAGACGACAGUGGCGUGCUUGCACAGAAAGCGCUCAACCGUACAAAGUAUUUCUAAGAAGAUCAUCUUAACCACUUGUUUUUGUUUUGUUUGAAGGUGUCCAGAAUAUGAAAAAUAAGACUCGGUCAGUCAAGUCUUUAUUUUCAUUGAUGAGGAUUGCAAAUUAUUUUUAAGUCUACUUCUGGUCUAUUAAUUUUUUGUCAUGAUUUUAUACGUUCAUCUGUAUUGUUGUUUCUUGACCCAUAUAGACUGUAAGAAAACAAUAAAAUUUCACACACUUUGAAUAAAUGUGGAGUUAUUUUGCAUGA
Molecule: messenger RNA, 6551 nt
Organism: Nerophis lumbriciformis (worm pipefish)
Lineage: Eukaryota; Metazoa; Chordata; Actinopteri; Syngnathiformes; Syngnathidae
Gene: ylpm1
Product: YLP motif containing 1
Biological process (GO): regulation of telomere maintenance
Cellular component (GO): nucleus
Source: RefSeq, a predicted model, not a curated record